CGGGCCGGGGAAAUCCCAUCCAAGCACAUUUCAGCAUUAGUGUUAGUGGUUACUAUCUCGUAUUUUGUAUUACCUUUCCUCUGCUACUUUGCUAAUUUAUUACUAAAAGAAUAGAUAAUCGAAUGUGGAUAUGGCUUUUUAUGUUAAUGAUCCAAUAUUCCAACAAGUGUCAAAAAUACCUAAUAUUGUUGGAAAAAUAAAUUUCAUACUCGAAUUUCAAUCGAAAUAUAUUGAUAAUCCAGGAAAACAUAUUAUCAAAGAUCGCAAAAAUAACAAGCAGUCUUCAGAUCUGAGGAUUAAAGGAAACGAAUUGUUUAUUUCGAAAAAAUAUGAAGGAGCUUUGGAAAUGUACACCUACAGCAUUGCUCAAGCUGAAGAUAAAUCAGAGAAUUUAGGCUUAGCAUAUGCAAACAGAUCUGCGGUUUUAUUCAGGCUUGAAUUUUAUGAAGAAUGUGUGAAGGAUAUUGAAAGAGCUCUUGAAAAUAAUUAUCCAGACGCCUUGAAACCCAAAAUCAAUGAAAGGAAAGAAAAAGCACUGAGUCUUAAGGCCAAACAGAAAAAAAUACAAUAUUAUCAGCCAAUGCCAUCAAUUAAUGUCAAUGAUAGGAAUCCAGUCAUUGAGUGUGCCUCAAAUUGUGUUGAAAUAAAAAAUGAUUUAAAACAGGGUAGAUGCAUAAUUGCUACAAGAGAUAUUCAGAUUGGUGAAAUAAUUGCUGUGGAAAGUCCAACUUACAGUAUUUUGAUGGAUGCAAAGUGGUGCCAUUGUCAUCAUUGUUUGAAGUUGUGUUACAAUCUGUUACCUUGCAAUUCUUGCACCAAAGCUUUGUUUUGUAGUUCAAUUUGCAAAUAUGAUUCUAUUUCAUACCACAGAUAUGAAUGUCCAAUUUUAGCCACAAUUGAAAGUUUGAAUCAUCAUUUUCUUAUUCCUUUACGUAUAGGAAUAACUAUGAGGGAUCAGUAUAAAAAUUUCGAGGCAGGAAUUGAAGAAUCUGGAAGUGUAUACAAAUCUAGAAGGUACAAAGAAAUUCAUAACUUGAUUACAAAUGAAGUGAACCGUUCGCCCGAAAAUCUAUUUGAAGGAGCUCUUCACACUGCUAUGUGUUAUACAAUACUUCGAGAUCAUACUGAUUUCUUCGAAAGUGAUGAGGAUUAUAAAGACACUUUUGUGGAGUUAAUAUUUCAACAUCUUCAAACUAUGACCUGCAAUUUUCAUGAAAUAGUUGAACUAUGUCCGAAUUCCGAUGGAACUUAUAAAUUGAUUAAUAUAGGUGUUGGUGCUUAUAAUUUUAUGAGCCUUUUCAAUCAUUCAUGCAUUCCAAAUGUUGAUAAAACCUUCCAUGGUAUUUCUUUUUGUAUGACAGCAGUUAAAACUAUCAGAAAAGGUGAACAAGUUUUUGACACUUACGGUUAUUAUUUUACUAAUGAUCCGAAAUCAGUGCGUCAAUAUAAUCUAAAACAAAACUAUUACUUUGAUUGCCAUUGCCUAGCAUGUGAAUACAAUUGGGAAACUAGGAACAAGUGGAAUCCAAGUGACGAUGAAUAUAGAUUUCUUCUAUUACCUCUGAGAAAUCAUUUAAUUGAAGUUGAGCGAGGAAAUCUGUCAAUUGCAAAAAAAUUCCGUACUGAGGUUAUAGAUUUCAUGAAAAAAAUCGAAAAUGAAAUGGAAGAGAAUAAACUGCUUUAUGUUUUCCAUAAUCUGCAAUUUAUAUUGAUGGCUUGUAAUAGAUGUUUUGGAAAUAUAAGGAGGUCCCUUGCUUAAUUCUUUUAUAUUCAUCAUAUGUUUUGUAGAACACUAAUUUUGUGAAUUACAUAUAAAGAAAUUAAAUAUUAUAAAUAAAUAUAAUACAAAGAAA
This is a messenger RNA of Harmonia axyridis, 1853 nucleotides long. RefSeq names its product SET and MYND domain-containing protein 4-like. The transcript is spliced from 3 exons. NCBI's taxonomy places the organism in Eukaryota, Metazoa, Arthropoda, Insecta, Coleoptera, Coccinellidae. The coding region runs from base 131 to 1759 and encodes 542 amino acids. Gene Ontology annotation, molecular function: protein binding. The record is from RefSeq and is a predicted model, not a curated record.